AAGAUGCUGGAGAUGUCAGUGGACAAAGAGGCUGUUGAACUAGGGGAGAGUCCAUUUGAAAACACUGCUGUCCAUCCAUCCCACCUGCACUCAAAACUUUCUGGGAAUGACACUAAUGUCCCUGAAAAACCUGAAAUAAUGUCUAAAAACCCCCACAAUGAAGAUGACACCAGUAUUAACUGUCCACCUGUUGUACCGGUAGAAAAGUCAAACAACAUGUCUAACACAACAGAACAGGACGCCAGAGACAGUUCAACAAUGGGGGCUGAGUCUUCUCUUCCCUUGGAAUCCAAAAAUGGCCUCCAGCUGCCUAAACCUCAUCCGCCUCCAUGCCAACCGCAUCAACAACGAUUUAACAAGCGUCGAAGUAACACGAUCAACGCCAGCUUCAAACACCCCAUUUUUGGCAAACGGCGACGGCGCUCCAACUCGGAGACCGAGUCAGUCCUGCCCACCAACUUCCUGUUGGGAGGGAACAUCUUUGACCCUCUGAAUCUCAACAGCUUGCUGGACGAGGAGGUGAAUCGGGCGCUCAAUGCCGAGACGCCAAAAUCUUCACCCUUGCCAGCCAAAAGCCGAGACCCAGUGGAAAUCCUCAUUCCAAGAGACAUAACAGACCCACUUAAUUUAAACUGCUGUUCAACAGGGGAUGGGGGGCGACUGAUUUCCCCUCUCAAGGCUGGGGGAAGGAGGAGACAUCGCAAUAGGCAUCAUGGAGGAGGUGGAGGCAUAGGAGGAGGUGUCAAAGCGGAUGCAGAAGGAGCCCUGACCCGGUCCGACGUGGUGGAGUCAGACCAGAGGAAGCCCAGUGAAGGAGGUGAUGUUUCCCAGCAAACGGAGCAGAGAGGAGCUUCACUAUCAGGCAUCAAAGCCAGUGCAUUGGACCGGUCGUCAGAGGAGAUGAAGAACAGACCAGCUCCACUACACUCAGUCCCCAUGGCACAAGCCCAGUGCGCUAACAAUCCACCACUUUUCCCGUCCGCCGGUGGACAAGAUGAAGAGGAGGAGAGGAGACCGAGAGAACCGGUCGUUGUGGCCUCUGAAACCUCAACUGCUCCUGUGUCCUCCUCCACAAGAACAAACGCUCCACACAGUCUGACGUACCGCCAGCGCAAACGGAAACACGUCAACGCCGGCCAGCCGUUUGAACCCGCGGCAAAGCGAGGGCCCAGCGGACGGGGGAGGGGCGCACCGCACACCCCACAGACGGGGGCCAACUCUGUCCCCGUGGGUGGGCGGGGCCGGCGGCAGAAAAAGACGUUUCAGUACGGAAACUACAACAAGUACUACGGUUACCGCAACCCCGGUGCCUGCGAGGACCCACGGGUCAGGGUUCUCAAACCCGAGUGGUUCAGAGGGAAAAGCGUCCUGGACCUGGGCUGCAACACGGGUCACCUCACGCUGACCAUCGCCAAGAACUGGCGUCCGGCGCGGAUCGUCGGGCUGGACAUCGACGGAGAGCUGGUACACGCCGCCCGACAAAACAUACGACACUACCUCUCUGAACUUCAGACACAGGAGGCCAGACACUGCGGAGGGGAGGAGGAGGCAGAGAAAGAGAGGGCAGGAGUGGAGGGAAACGAGAGGAGGAAGAAUGGAAGGAGCGGUGUGGAGGAGGAACAGAAGGCUGAGGAGAAGGAGACUGUGAAGCAGGACGCGGAGAGCGAUAAAAAGAGGGAUGGAGAGAGUCACAAUCUGUCCUUUCCCGUGUCUCUCCGAAUUUCUAGGGGACCUAUUGCCGCCCCCCCUCUACCUAACACCCCCUCACCCCCACCAGGAAACUUCCCUGCCAAUGUGUUCUUUGUCAAGGGGAACUAUGUGUUGGAGAGUGACCUGCUGCUGGCCACUCAGAAGGAGGAGUAUGAUGUGAUUCUGUGUCUGAGUGUGUCUAAGUGGGUCCACCUCAACUGGGGAGAUGCUGGUCUGAGGCGGCUGUUCCAGCGUGUCUACAGACACCUGAGACCUGGAGGACUCUUCAUCCUGGAACCACAGCCCUGGACCUCCUACAGCAAGAGAAAGAGACUGACGGACGCCAUCUAUAAGAACUACUGCAGCAUCCGCUUCAAACCAGAGCAGUUCCCCUCCUACCUGACAUCAGAGGUGGGAUUCAGUAGUUACGAGCUCAUUGGAACUCCUAAAAGUUCAUCUCAAGGUUUUCAGAGACCGAUAUACGUCUUUCACAAAAGACCCUCGUCUCAAAACUGA
Messenger RNA from Chanos chanos (milkfish), 2205 nucleotides. It is a transcript of the gene mepcea, whose product is annotated as methylphosphate capping enzyme a. Lineage: Eukaryota; Metazoa; Chordata; Actinopteri; Gonorynchiformes; Chanidae. Gene Ontology annotation, biological process: snRNA modification. Bases 4 to 2205 code for a protein of 733 amino acids. The record is from RefSeq and is a predicted model, not a curated record. Gene Ontology annotation, molecular function: RNA methyltransferase activity; snRNA binding; O-methyltransferase activity. The transcript has 5 exons.